CCCAUUUUUGCGCGAGGAGGAGCCGUUGCCGCCGAGCUCCAGGGAUCAGGAUGGGCCCUCCGGUUCUUGGAGAUGGUCGUCCGCGGCUCCGCCCUGCCUUGGCUCCCUGAAAGAUUCCCGGGGUACCGCGGCAAAGAGUGUUCAGUGGGCACAGCCUAGCAGAAAGAUGCAAGUUUAACACAUCACAGCUAUUGACCUGUCACCUUGAUGACUUCACCUUUGGGUGCCUUCCCAGUUCAGUUCCCACAGCCUUCCAUCAGUGGCCUCUCACAGAUCACCAAGAGCCUAUUUAUCAGCAAUGGUGUGGCUGCCAACAACAAGUCCCUACUGUCCAACAAGCAGAUCACCACGGUCAUCAAUGUCUCAGUAGAGGUAGCAAACACCUUCUACGAGGACAUCCAGUACACGCAGGUGCCUGUGGUCGACACUCCAAUCGCACGUCUCUGUGACUUCUUCGACCCCAUCGCUGACCACAUCCAUUCGGUGGAGAUGAAGCAGGGCCGCACGCUGCUGCACUGUGCCGCUGGUGUGAGCCGCUCAGCCGCCCUGUGCCUCGCCUACCUCAUGAAGUACCAUGCCAUGUCCCUUCUAGAUGCUCACACUUGGACCAAAUCAUGCCGGCCCAUCAUCAGGCCCAACAGUGGCUUUUGGGAGCAGCUCAUCCAUUAUGAGUUCCGGCUGUUUGGCAAGAAUACAGUGUGCAUGAUUAACUCUCCAAUGGGACUGAUUCCAGACAUCUAUGAGAAGGAGACCCGCUUGAUGAUUCCUCUGUAAGCCAACCCACCAGCCCCUCUACUGGGGUCAGCCAUAGAGCUCUGUCAUUAACAGCACACCAAGGGCUAAACUUGAACAUUCUACUUUUGUUGCUCCAGGAGCACACCAGAUGGUGCAAGAAAAUAACUUUUACUCUUGUGACCCAGCCAGGUUUGGUGGUGCAUGCCUGUAACCUCAAAUGGCUGAAGCAGAAAGCUCGCAAGGUGAGUUUGAGGCCAGCCUGGGCCACAUAGUGAGACCUGUCUCACAAACAAACAAAAACCAACAAUUACUGUGUUAUAGUCCGUUUUUAGAGAUUAAGUCUGUUUAUUAUAAUAUGGUGAAGGUAAAUUUCUGUUGAGUGUUAGGUCCCAGCUGCUGUCUAGAGUGUGGAGGAGUCAAGUGGUGCCAGGCCACAGAGACCAGUGCCCAGUGCAUAUGGCAGACCCAACUGGGCCCCUGCAGCUUCUCCCCUAGGUGAUCAGCCCAGAGGUGACUGUCACAAUUCCACCUCACUCCUUCAGAGGCAGAGCCUUAAUUAAGCAUCCUGGUUCUCUCCAAUGUCUCACAGUAAGUGCCAGCCUGUUAGAUGAGGGGCCUUCAAGCAGAGCUCCAGAGGCCACCCUUUACCACGUGGCCCAACUCUGGUUUUCUAGAUCCAUUUACACAGUGCUUGGAUCACAGUGGAGCCCAGAUCAGUAGUCAUUAGCAUAAAUGCAAUCCUACCUGCACAUAACCCUUUGUGGGGUUUUUGUUUGUUUGUUUUUGUUUUUGGUUGGUUUGUUUUGUUUUUUUGAGGCAGGGUUUCUCUGUGUGUAGCCCUGGCUGUCCUGGACUCACUUUAUAGACCAGGCUGGCCUCAAACUCACAGAGAUCUGCCUGCCUCUGCCUCCCAGAGCACUAGGAUUACAGGUGUGUACCACAAUACCUGGCUCAGCCCUCUGUUUAUACGUGUGCUCAGAAGCCUGUAUGAGAGAGAAAAGAUGGCUUAAUCUUUGCUAGGCCUCAACUGAGGCCUUUUCAGGAGCUUCCCACUUUGCAACUUAGGGGUUAAGCCCUUCUGCAGAAUUGCAGACUAUGAGAUCCAGGGUCCCAGGCUGGCUGUCUCUUCAGGAGCUCUGAGGUCAGAGGUUAGAACAAGUGAGUUGGCUCCAGUAGGCCCUGAAAUUCAGGCCUGCUCAAGACUGGUAUCAGUCUCAAGAUUGGUAUCAGAUCUGACUUUAUAGGCUUUAUAGGCUUUGUUGUUUUUGUUUGUUUGUUUGUUUGUUUGUUUGUUUAAGAUGUGGUUCCAUGUAGCCCAAGCUGUGUAGCCUUGAGCUCCCAUUAACCUUGCCUACUUUAGGAAUGCUGAGCUCACAGGUGUGUGCCACCAUGCCCAGCCAAGAUUAGGGUUCUAGUUUGCUUUUUGUAGUUAUAACACUCAGCAAAAGCAGUUUGGGGAGGGAAAGAGUAUUUGACUUACAGGUUAUAGUCUGUCAUGAAGAGACAUCAGGACAGGAACUCAAAGCAGGAACAGAAGCAGAACCAUAGGGGAAUGCUGUUUACUGGCAUGUUCCCUGUGGCUUGCUCAGCCCAAUCCAGGACCACCUGCCCAGGUGGCACAACUCACAGUGGACUAAGCCUUCUUAUAUCAAUUCCUAGUCAAGAAGCUCCACAGACGGGCCCAUCUCAGUGGAAGGUCCCUUUUCCCAGGUGACUGUAGUUUAUGUCACAUUGACAAACACUAACCAGUUAGUCUAAUCUAGAGCUUUUUCAGACCAUUUUUGAGGCAAACAGCAGCAAGACUGCCCUGUUGGAUGGUUUGAUGCAGAGCUGAAUACAAGGAGAUCUUCUCCCACGUUAGUCGGGUUCCCUGGAGCCACAGAACUGGUAAGGUGAAAAUAAAAAGAAUUUAUUAAUUUAACACAUGGUAAAAUGGUAACCAAGUUGUCUUAUACCUGAGAGGCCGAAACCCCAUCAUUGCUUGGCCUUUCAGGCUGGCUGCCCAGCUGUGGGAGCAGUCCCACCAUGACUGCCUCGCUGCAGAGGCCCACAUCCCAGCAGCUGCUCAGUCCACGAGGCUGGGACUUCAUCAGUCCUUACCUGGCCCCCAAAACCAUUGGUUGUGAGGUCAGUGGAAGAAAUGGAGAGGCAAGCAGGAGGGCUGAGAGCACCAUGAAUGAUCUUCCCGCUUUCCAGUCCUCUUUUCCUGAGCUGCUUCCAAAAGAUGCCAACCACGCUUGGGCGGCUCUUCCCAGAUCCACUGAAGGCAACCAGGACAAGUGUCCAGGUGUGGCUCCCUACUCAGCUGAGUCUAAUUGGUGGCAAAUUGACAUCUAAACAAACCACCACACUUCUCAAAUCAUGGUCCAUUUUCACAAAGGGGCUGCCUAGGGGUUAGGUCUGAGGCAGGCAGGGGAAGAGGGAGACCACUGCUCUAGAAAAUGUCGCCUUUCAACAAGAGCAACUCCCACACCCUACUUACAUCCCUCUCACACAGCUGGCAGGUGUGGCCAAGCCCUUGACAUCUCACCUGUCAGAAGAACCAGGCCCUCUACACAGCAAGAGGGCGUGCAGAGCCCCAAACGUACAACUCUCCAGAUUUAAAAGAGUGGUAUUCAGAUCUUUCAGUCGUUAAAAAAAAUAUCUGGGAGUAGAAAGAUGGCUCAGUGAUUAUAAGCACUCAACUAUUCCUGCGAGGACCUGGGUCCAAUUCCCAGCACCCUCGUAGUGGCUCACAACUGUCUGUGGCUCCAGUUCCUAGGAAUCCAUUGCCCUUUUCUAACCACCUAGGGUGCCAGGCACACAUGCAGUACAGAUACACACAUGUAGGAAAAACACUCAUACACAGAAAAUAAAAAUAAUCUUAAAAAAAAAAAAAGGCAAAAACCUUCAAGCUGGGUAUGGUGGUGCACUCAGGGAGGCAGAGGCAGGCAGAUUACAGAGUUGGAGGCCAGCCUGGUCUACAAAGAAAGUCCAGGACAGCCAAGGCUGCACAGGGAAACUGCCUGGAAAAACAAACAAGCAAACACCUAAAUUAGCAUGUAAACUUAACUUGAAUUCACAAUACCCUGGGUCAUCCCACCCACAAGUGAGACUGAAACCCCAGGCCCCUCGGAUGCUAGGCAGGUGCUCCCCCACUAAGCUAAUCCCUAGUCCGGUUCUUUGAAGUUUGUUUUGGGUCAGGGUCUCUCUCUGUGACUCUGGCUGGCCUAUAACUCGAUAUGUAGUCUAGGCUGGCCUCCAGCUCACAGAGAUCAGCCUGCCUCUGCCUCCUAAGUAUACAUACUACCACCACACCAAGCUUAUUCCGUUAGGUGCACAGAUUUACGUAUUCAUCACAAAUCAGUUCUACUGCCAAAAGAUCCCUUUUGUGGUCAGACCCCAGCCCAGCCUCUGGACAGCACAUACCUGUGUAGACCAUAAGGUUUGCAGCUCUUGGUGCACUCCGUGUCUUUGUCUGUGGUAUUGUGUAUGGCUAUGCCAUACUUUACUCACUGAAGUAUAUUUGAGUUGUCAGUUUUAGGGGAUUAUAGAUAAAAUUACUGUAAAUAUUUGUAUACAGGUUAAUGCGCUGUGACCUAAGUCUUCAUUUCUCUAGGGGGUACUCAGAAUGGGAUACUAGUCAUAUGAUGACGGUGUGUGUAUUUAUUUUUAUUUUUAAAAUGCUAAUGUGAAAGAAGGCCAUCUUGCCUUCUCACCAGAAUUGGAUGAACACUGAUCAUAUUUACCCUCAUAUCCUCUUGUCCCCUCUCUACUUUUCCUGAACCCCUCUUUCUCCCUAAUAAGUUCCCCUCCAUGUUUUAUGACCUUUCUAUGGCUAUAUAAAGAAGCGUUCAUAUCUUUUUUGUUUUGUUUGUUUGUUUUUUCAGACAGGGUUUCUCUGUGUAGCCCUGGCUGUCGUGGAACCUGCUUUGUAGACCACAGUUUGUGGCCUCGAACUCACAGAUCCACCUGGCUCGGCCUUGAGAGUGCUGGGACUAAAGGCGUGCGCCACCAUGCCCAGCAUGUUCAUGUUAUUAGUAACCCUGAAUCCAGUUAGUGCAGCCAUAUGCUCAUGGGUGUGGGAUCAUCCACUUGGGUGUGUGCACCUUACCACUGGCCAGAUGGCCAAAGGAGAGUGACCCUCCGCUCCUUCCUCCUCCCCUCCCUCCCUCAGCAGCCAUCAACUGCCAAUAGCUCCCCACCAAGGGUGGGGCUUGAUCUCUGUGUGUGUAUUCAUGGCUGCUAUGAGCUGACAUUACGGCAGCCAGCCUACCUCCUCGUCCUCCAGCUCUUACGCUUUUUCCACUAUGGAAGCAUGAGAAGGAACAGGAAGCGAGUUGGCAUCUCCUGCAGAAUUCCAGCACAACUGAUGUUUGUUGUAAAGAUUGCCAGCUAGAAGUUACCCUUAUUUUUUGUUUGUUUGUUUUAUUUUUGUUUUUCGAGACGGCUUCUCUGUGUAGCCUUGACUGCCCUGGACUCGAUUUGUACACCAGGUAGGCCUUAAACUCACAAGAGAUCCAACUGCCUCUGCCUCCCAGAGUGCUGGGAUUACAGGCAUGUGCCAGGAGGCCCGGCUCUGGAAGUUACCUCUCUGAGUCAUAGAUAUUUUAUGUUAAAAUAAUACUGAAACAUGCUUCUGGCCUAAACAUAUAUGACCUUCAGUUGUGCCCUUAUUCCUGGGAAUUUUCUGGGAAUUUCAAAAACAAGACUAACCCUUUUUUUAUUUUUGCAAUAAAAAUGUCUUAACUUCCCUUGCAACCCUGUGCCCUAAGGUUUCACCUUAGCUGUGAUCCUGAUUCCUGGAAACGAGCCAUGGUCACGUUAGGCUCAGUUCCAACACUACCAGAAACAGUGCGUAUAGCUGCUAUAAAGACACUGAACUGUGACUCUGAGACGCCCAGACACAUGCUCUGGGGAGUGUGUCCUUUCUGCCCCUGCCACUCUUUUUCUAAAUCCUUGUGCUUAAAAUGUUUGUUUGGUUUUUUGUUUGUUUGUUUUCAAUAAACUCUUAACUCUGCUUCA
Molecule: messenger RNA, 5739 nt
Organism: Meriones unguiculatus (Mongolian gerbil)
Lineage: Eukaryota; Metazoa; Chordata; Mammalia; Rodentia; Muridae
Gene: Dusp18
Product: dual specificity phosphatase 18
Exons: 2
Coding region: 208-774 (188 amino acids)
Biological process (GO): protein dephosphorylation
Molecular function (GO): MAP kinase tyrosine/serine/threonine phosphatase activity
Source: RefSeq, a predicted model, not a curated record